Molecule: messenger RNA, 1462 nt
Organism: Morone saxatilis (striped sea-bass)
Lineage: Eukaryota; Metazoa; Chordata; Actinopteri; Moronidae
Gene: tmprss3a
Product: transmembrane serine protease 3a
Exons: 6
Coding region: 1-816 (271 amino acids)
Biological process (GO): proteolysis
Molecular function (GO): serine-type endopeptidase activity
Source: RefSeq, a predicted model, not a curated record
AUGCCUCGAGCUGACCUACGACCUUUGGCUCCUCCGCCCUCAGAGUGCGGCUCCAGGCCUCAGUACACUCAGAGCACUCGUAUCGUCGGCGGGAACAUCUCCAAGCCGGGUCAGUUCCCGUGGCAGGUCAGCCUCCACUUCAGCAGCGAACACCUGUGCGGCGGCUCCAUCGUGACGUCCCGCUGGAUCCUGACGGCGGCGCACUGCGUGUACGGGUUUGCGGACCCCUUCAUGUGGACGGUCCACGUGGGGCUGACGGAGCAGCAGGUCCAUGGGGCUCAGUCUCUGCCUGUGGAGCAGAUCAUAUACCACGCUCGCUACCGGCCCAAAGGACUCGACUACGACAUCGCGCUCAUGAAACUGGCCACUGCACUCAAUUUCAAUGGCUUCGUGGAGCCCAUCUGUCUGCCCAACCACGGGGAGGAGUUUGAGGAGGGGACCAUGUGCUGGAUCUCCGGGUGGGGAGCGACGGAGAGUGAAGGUGAAACCAGUCUGGCUCUGCGCUCUGCCAUGGUGCCACUGCUCUCCACCAAGACCUGCAACCAGCCGGAGGUUUACCAGGGCCUCAUCUCGUCCUGGAUGAUCUGUGCAGGAUACCUGGAGGGAGGAACCGACUCCUGUCAGGGGGACAGUGGAGGUCCUCUGGCCUGUGAGGACUCGUCCGUGUGGAAGCUGGUGGGAGCGACCAGCUGGGGGAUCGGCUGCGCCAUGAAGAACAAACCGGGCGUUUACACUCGCAUCACACAGUCGCUCAGCUGGAUCCGCCAACAGAUGGAGAGGGAAGAGGCUCUCAGUUCUCCAACUUCAGACAACUGAACCGCCUCGUUGCUUCUCACAGGACUCUGUUUGGAUGUUUCCACAAACACACACACAAAAAACAACAACCAGAAACUGUUUGACACCAGGAACGACGGAGACUUUGAUCCACACAAAACCUGUUUGUGACGGAGCAGAGAGAAGAGACGGUGCACAGCAGAGAGUUAGGCAUCGUUUAUUCCAAAAUAGAAAGCUCUAAGGCAAAACAGACAAGAGAAAAGUGAAGAACGCUUCAUAAAAAGCAAGACAGACGCAAGUGAGGAACCGAGAGCUCAGCGAGGGCCCACCCAGACUCACUACACCCUCGGGCUGCAUGAAAUUAACCAUUUCAAGUCCUUACGAGAGGGUUCAACCAGGUUACUGCAACUAUUGACAGACAACUGUUGUACAGUACAAUAUUACAGAUAUUCAAACAAGAGGCACCCCAAUUUGUGCAGUAAUAUCAACAUAUUGAUAAAGAGAAUUCAAAUCUUUCACUACACUGUGUAUGUAGUGGCGGCGGCGGCGGGGGGGAGGGGGAACGACGGAGGCCGCAGCGCUUUAGUCCCAGUCCUUCAGGCGAACAAGGAGUUUCCAACUGCUCUUUGUUUUCAACGCAGUAGCAUGUACGUGUACAUAAAUAAAAGUUUAAUGCGUGCAAAAAGUC